UGUCUCCCGGGAGUUCCGCCCACAGCAGGAAGCUGGGAGCGCAAGGUCAAGUUCACUCGCGGCUCCGCCCCCAGCCUGGGUCAAGACUAGUUAGUCUUAGGGCGAUCUGCGGGGUGACCCAUCCUGGUCGAGCAGCAGAUCCGCGGUCCCUGUUGACUCUGAGCGGAGCCCCGCGACGCGCAGGUAAGCACAGCCAGCGACCUUGGCUGCCUGCUUCGCCCGCGUGGGUGUCCACGAAGCCUUGAGUCCCCGCGUACCUACCAGGCCCACGUGACUCUCGGGGGCGGCGACUCGGGCGCGCGCGCGCACGACAGAGUCAGAUGGCUGUGGAGCGCAGAACCACGCUAGCCCCACGGUCACUUUUCUGACCGAUUGGCUCGAGCUGACACGGGUUCGGAUCCCCCCUGCAGCACGUUUACAGUCAGUUAAAAGGUGGCCACUGCGGGUGUGGAGGUGUGUGACAGCAUGAAGAACCGAAUCCCUGUGGUGCUUCUGGCCUGUGGUUCCUUCAACCCCAUCACGAAUAUGCACCUGCGCUUGUUUGAGGUGGCCAGAGACCACCUACACCAAACAGGAAGGUACCAGGUGAUUGAGGGCAUCAUCUCACCCGUCAAUGACAGCUAUGGGAAGAAAGACCUGGUGGCUUCCCAUCACCGAGUGGCCAUGGCCCGGCUGGCCCUGCAGACAUCUGACUGGAUUCGGGUGGACCCCUGGGAGAGUGAGCAGGCGCAGUGGAUGGAAACGGUGAAGGUGCUGAGGCACCAUCACAGGGAGCUGCUCAGAUCCUCAGCCCAGAUGGAUGGCCCAGACCCCAGCAAGACACCAUCAGCCUCUGCAGGUGGGUACCAACCCCCUGCCCCAUCUACAAGGGGGGAUUCAGAUGAAGAGUGAGGAACCAAUGGGGUUUGUCUAGCCGUCUCAACAUGGCACUGCCAGAGUUGAAACUCCUCUGCGGAGCUGAUGUCCUCAAGACCUUCCAGACCCCCAACCUCUGGAAAGACACGCACAUCCAGGAAAUAGUGGAGAAGUUCGGCUUGGUGUGCGUGAGCAGGAGCGGUCAUGACCCGGAAAGGUACAUCUCGGACUCGCCCAUCCUCCAGCAGUUUCAGCACAACAUUCACCUGGCCAGGGAACCCGUUCUGAACGAGAUCAGUGCCACAUACGUCAGGAAAGCCUUGGGACAAGGGCAGAGCGUGAAGUACCUCCUCCCUGAGGCCGUCAUCACCUACAUCAGGGACCAGGGCCUCUACAUCAAUGACGGUUCCUGGAAAGGGAAAGGAAAGACUGGCUAGAGGGCCUCCUGGGGAGUAGGGGUAUUCUGCUCUGGGUUCUGGGUUUGUUUCCACAGUGGUUUUUUUUUACCAUGGGUGACUUCCUACUCCAGGAAGAGAUCGUGCCUGUGGCAGAGACAGUCGAGUAUCAGAGCAACUUAAGAGGCAUGACAGGUCAUAAGAUUAGGGUCACUAAGGAGGAGACCUGCUUACUGUGUAAAUGGCAGUCAUGGGAGGCACACUGAUGCUGUCCUGAGCAUGGUUGGCCCCUGAGGGGUCCAUCAAGUCGCCUUCGUUCGGGUUUUGUUUUUGUUUUUUGUUUUAUAACUCGGGCCAGGUGCAGCAUGCUGGUCUUGAUAGGCAGAGUUUGACAGGGCGCUAAUUACUGAGCAGAGGACCUUUUCAACAUCCUCGGCUCAAACAAUAAUAGCAAGUGAGGAUUCAGAAAUCUGGAAACAGAACAUCAUUGAUUUCCAAUGUAUCCUCCCUUGUAACCAUGGCCUGCCUGCCUGUCUGUCUGUCUGCCACCUGCCUGUGGUGUAACAUAAAAUUUUUGACUACCUUCUUUCUAUGUUGUGGUCAAGCAAUAUGUGUUUAAGAUCUGUUUUAUCAUAUGAGCGUAUGUGUGUGUGUGCAUGUGUCUUUACAUGCGUGUGUACAUGCACAUGGGAGGGACAUCAGAGUGCCUGAAACCCAAGUUACUGGCAGUUGUGAGCCCCCUGAUGUGGGUGCUGGAACCCAAACUCCAGUCUUAGGGAAGAGCAGCAAGAGAGUUCUUAACCACUAAGCUGUCUCUCCAGCCCCCUCAAGCAAUAUUUUUGAUACACCAUGUAUUUUUACACUGCUAUACUCUAAGCACCAGGGUUCCCAAUAUCCUGAUUUCUAAAAGGGAACCGAAGUAAAACAGAUGCCUGACUGUUUUAGAAGAUCUUUUGAAUGUUUUAUGACUGCCUGCUUGUUUGAAUAUUGGCAAAAAGAUAAAUAAUAAAUUGACAUCAAAAAUACUAA
Mus musculus (house mouse) is the source of this 2279-nucleotide messenger RNA. It is a transcript of the gene Nmnat3, whose product is annotated as nicotinamide nucleotide adenylyltransferase 3. The record is from RefSeq and is a predicted model, not a curated record. Gene Ontology annotation, molecular function: nicotinamide-nucleotide adenylyltransferase activity; nicotinate-nucleotide adenylyltransferase activity; nucleotidyltransferase activity. Gene Ontology annotation, biological process: response to tumor necrosis factor; protein folding; NAD+ biosynthetic process. The transcript has 5 exons. Bases 466 to 891 code for a protein of 141 amino acids. Gene Ontology annotation, cellular component: mitochondrial matrix; mitochondrion; neuronal cell body. Lineage: Eukaryota; Metazoa; Chordata; Mammalia; Rodentia; Muridae.